Hydractinia symbiolongicarpus is the source of this 7913-nucleotide messenger RNA. Its product is annotated as intersectin-1-like. Bases 110 to 6475 code for a protein of 2121 amino acids. NCBI's taxonomy places the organism in Eukaryota, Metazoa, Cnidaria, Hydrozoa, Anthoathecata, Hydractiniidae. The record is from RefSeq and is a predicted model, not a curated record. Gene Ontology annotation, biological process: positive regulation of Rho protein signal transduction; intracellular signal transduction. The transcript is spliced from 43 exons. Gene Ontology annotation, molecular function: calcium ion binding; guanyl-nucleotide exchange factor activity; protein binding.
CUUUUAAAUAAUAUUACAUUUUAGUGAAGUAUAUAUGCAAACAAUACAGUUUAUAAAAAUGUUGAAAAUGCAUGUUAUAAUCGAUUAAAUUCUUUUCAUAUGUGACAAAAUGGCACUCUUUGCAACAGAUAUAUGGUCUGUAGGCCCAGAAGAAAAGGUGAAGCAAGAAAAAGUCUUUCAAGCUUUAAAUCCUGUGAAUGGUAAAAUAUCAGGUGAGCAAGCAAAAAAGUAUUUUAUGAAAUCAAACCUUCCUACACCAAUUUUAGGUCAGAUAUGGACUUUAUCAGACCUUGAUAAAGAUGGUAGAAUGACUUUGCAAGAAUUUACCAUAGCAAUACAUUUGCUGGAAAAUAAAAUGAAAGGGAUAGAGCUGCCCAGAAUACUUCCUUCAAGUUUAAAAACUUCAACUCACGCCUCUCAUCAUGGAUUUCCAUCACAACAGCCUAUACAACCUAUGUCUGUGGGAAUGCCCUUAUCAAUGAAUGGUGCACCUGGUGGCAUGUUGCAGCCAAUCCAAGGUCAAGCCGUGGCGGGAACAACAAGUAUGCAGGGCGGUAUGCCAAUGGGCUUACAGCAGCCAAUGGCAGUGAGUUCUAUGGGUGUGCAGCAACCAGUUGGAAUACAACAACCAUUACUUAUGCAACCGUUGGGUAUGCAGCAGCCAAUGGGAAUGCAGCAGCCAAUGGGAAUGCAGCAGUCCAUGGGAAUGAACUAUUCUAGUGGUUUUAUGUCCACACCAGGACAAAUUCACAGGGUUGGAUCUGUCCCAGGUAACACAGGAAAUUUUGGGCCCAACCAAAAUACAGGUCAAAGUUCUUUCACUAUGCCAAGGUCCAGUCAAAAUCUUUCCACUCCAUCAGUAUUUUCAAGUAAUUUUUCUGGUGCUGUCAACAAACCAACAUCUUUGGACACACUCACAAUGGAUAAUCUAUCUGGCUUUAAACAUGUUGGUGCAAGUGUUGGUCCACAGACUGGUGCAAAUCAAGCAGGCCCAGCAUCGUCACUUGGAGGCAUCUCUGCUCCUAAUCGUUUGCGUUACACACAAAUGUUUAAAGCAGCUGACCAUGAAAAGACAGGAUAUUUAGCUGGUGAACAUGCUAGACAACUUCUUAUUCAGUCCAAUGUGAACCCCCAGUUGCUUGCACAAAUAUGGGAUCUUUCUGAUGUCAACAAAGAUGGGAAAUUAGAAUUAGAUGAAUUUAUAAUUGCUAUGCAUCUAAUAGAUUCCACCAAGAUAGGAAUAGCAUUGCCAUCAACAUUACCUGCUGAGGUAAUUCCACCAAAUCUCCACAGCUCAGCUUUGGUUCGUAGUGAUAGUACAGGUUCAAGAGGUCGAAGUGAUAGUGUUAGUGAGGGAGCUCAAGCGGCAGGAACAUUUGAAGAUAAGAGAAAAAUGAAUUGGGACAAGGGGCAAAUGGAGCUUGAAAGGCGUCGCAGGGAACUUCAGGAAAGACAACAAAGGGAAAAAGAAGAACGGGAACGUAAAGAAUGGGAAGAAGAAGAACGAAAAAGAAAAAUAAGGGAGGAGGCUGAAAGGCAGAGAUUGCACAAACUAGAAAACGAGAGACGCCAACGAGAAGAAAUGGAAAAGGAGCAAGAACUGCUAAGAAAGAAAAUGAUUGAACAACGACUUGCUGCACAACUAGAAGCUGAACGAAAGCGCCAGGAAGAAUGGGAAAAGCGUCGUAAAGAAGAACUAUUAAAUCAAAAAGAUCACGAAGAAAAUAUUGUAAGAGAGUUGAAGAGCAGAUUAGGUAGACUAAAAGAUGAGCUGGCUUCUGAGACAUCAAAUCGUGACUCGUUAUCAGCUAGUUAUGAGCAAAAGAAGAGAGAAGGUUUAGAACUUCACGCUGCCAUUGAAAAAUUGAACACAACUCGUGAUAACCGAGUGAAAGACAUCACUAGAUUGCAGACAGAAUUACAAGAAUCAAGAAUUAAGUUAUCUUAUUUGAUUGAGGCUAGGGAAAAGUUUACUUUGGAAUUGAACCAAAGAGAUAAUACAACCACAAGUGAAGCUUUAGGAGCUAUCAGGUCCAGUAUUGAACAAAUGAAAAUGGGUAUGACCCGGCUACGGAAGAAUUUAAUUUCAAUUGAAGCCGAGACAGCCACUGUUUUAAAGGAAGCUAACACCAUUAAAGAACAGCAUCAGGAAUUAAAGAUUAAGUUGGAAGAUAGACUAAAUCAAAACUUGCAAUUGAAGUCUCAGUGUGAACAAAAGAAGCGUGAGGAAUAUGAAAGACGAAGGACUAUAGAGAGAAAUGAACAACAACUAGCUGCUCAAAAAAGAAAGCAGGAGGAGAUAAGAAAAAAACUGGAAGCUGACUUGACUCUGCAAAGGCAACGAGAAGAAGAUGCUAUGCGAAAAGAAAAGCAAAUACAAGAAGCAACACAAAAGCAACGUCAGGAAGCUAGAAAUGCUGAAAUGGCUCAAAAAUUCACUGCAGCAAAGCUACAGGCUGAAGAAGCACUAAAGAAACAGCAAAGUUUAGUAAAAGCACAGAAUGAAGCUGACCUACAAAUAAACACAUCUUCAAAAAUACCUCCACCGCGUCCACGGAGUAGACCGCAAGGUUCACCUGUUAAACAACCAUUAAAUAUGUUUAAUGUUGAUUUUUCGAAAAUUGAAAAAGACAACAAAAAAGAAGAAAAUAAUUCUUUUGCUGCUUUUUCUAAUCAAUCAUCAGGCAAUACUGAUAACAUUUUUAAAGCUGAUUUUUCUGCAUUUGAGGAGCAAGCAGUGGCAAAGCCCACAGAGGGUUUAUUUGAUGUCAAUUUCUCUGCAGAAAUGACAGAAGCUCCACAACAUUCCACACCACCAAUAGUUUCAAAAGAAACUCCCAAAAUUGAAUCACCAGUGGACAGUAAAAAAAAGCAGAAGGAGGAAGAAAAAAGACGCAAAGAAGAAGAGAAGAAAAGGAAAAAAGAGGAAGAAGUUAGAAAAAAAGAAGAAGCUGCAAGAAAAAAGGAGGAGGAAUCACAGAGAAAGGCUGCAGAAGCUGAGCAAAAAAGACUUGAAAAAGAAAAAGAGGAAAUUGAAAGAUUGAAAAAAGAACAAGCAGAACAAGAUCGGAAGCUAGCUGAAAGGUUGCAAAAGGAAGAAGAGGAAAAAAUCAAAAAAGAGCAAGAAGAACUAAGUAGACUGCAAGCUGAAAAAGAGAAAGAAGAAGAGAAAAAACGUAAAGAAGCAGAAGUUAAAAGAAAAGUGGAAGAGAUGCAGCGAAAAAGGUUGGAGAAAAAGCAAGCAGGUAUUGCUAAAGCUGCCCCUGAAAGACCAAAAGCUGCCCCUGAAAGACCAAAAGCUGCCCCUGAAAGACCAAAAGCUGCCCCUGAAGGCCUUCAAGCUUCAAAUAUGGAACAAUUUGUUAAAAAGCCUAUGUAUAAAAUGAUGUUUGCAUUUGAAGCAAGGAAUCCAGAUGAAUUAACACUAGCUGAAGGUGAUAUUGUUCAGGUGGACGAAAAUAAUCAGAGUCCUGCACCAGGAUGGUUAUAUGGUACAUGUAAAGGAGUCAGUGGCUUGUUUCCAGCCAAUUACGCUUCGAAACUACAAAAUGAUACAUUUAGUGAUUAUGUUGACUUAGACCCUAGAGCUAACGUCAAUGCUUUACAAAAUUAUGAAGUUCCAAAACCACUACAACCAAAGCCCAGACCAACAACUGAAAUAGAGACAAAAGCUGAACCACUGCCGAAAUUGAGAUCGGUUAAAAAACCUGAAAGUAAAGAAAAGACAGCUCCUACUCGGCCGAAGUCAGCACUACUCCCUAGUGUUGGGCCACUAAAACCGUUACAACCAGUUGAGAAACCAUCUGUUGUGAAACAACAAAGAACAACUGUAAAAUCCACAGAAGUUGCUAGCAGUAUUCCUAGCUAUGAUUUAGUUGCUGGCCCUCCUCAACCAUACAAUGUUGAAGACUUAUAUGCCCAACCCAUAAAAUCAAAAUCGUUAGAUAAUGUUGCAAGUAUUGCAGAGCCAUCUCCCUUCCCUGAUGACAUGUAUCAAGUCCCUGGAGAGAUUAUGCUGGCUAACCCAGGAGGUCAGGAAGAGUGUAUGCAAGCCUUAGCACUAUAUCCAUAUCGUGGCACAAAAGAGGAUCAUUUAACAUUUGAUAAAAAUGACCAUAUCAAUGUGCGAGAACAACAAGAUCAAUGGUGGUUUGGUGAAUCAAAUGGAAAGAGUGGGUGGUUUCCGAAAUCUUAUGUAAAACCAGUUGGCAGUGGAGUUCCACAGAAUACUAUUCAUAUUGAAGCUAUAUAUGACAUUGCAGGAGAUCCAGUAGAAAAGAAACUUAGAGAAUGUGUGGCAAUGUUUGAUUACUCUGGCCAGGAAGGUGACCUUUCAUUUAACGAAGGAGAUGUGAUCGCUAUCAUCAAUAAUGAAGGUGAUUGGUGGGAAGGAAGGUGUAAUGGUAAUGUUGGGAUAUUUCCAGCAAAUUAUGUGCAAAUGAAAGAAUCUACUAAUAAAGAAACUACACCUGAGAUUAUUGUGAACAAGAAGCCGGAAGUUGCAUCUGUCACAUCUAAAUACACUGCAGCUGGUGAGGGAGAAAUUUCUAUCAAAGUUGGUCAAUUAGUUCAUGUGUUGGAAAAAAAUUCAAAUGGAUGGUGGAAAGGAGAGUUGCAAGUGCGUGGUAAGAACAAACCCAAUGGGUGGUUUCCAGAAAGUCAUGUUAAAUUAAUGUCAAAAUCGAAAAAUGAACAACCAGCUCCAACUCAAGCUCCUUCUGCUGAACAUCAUGGUGGUGAAGAUAUAUACUCUGUGCCUAUGAAACGAAAAGAUCAACAAGAACAAGUGCUAGCCAUGUUUUCAUACACAGCACAGAAUGAUGACGAGCUGACAUUUUACAAAGGUAGUGUUAUCAAUGUCAUCAGUAAAGAUGCUGAUUGGUGGAAAGGAGAACUGAAUGGACAAAUAGGCGUGUUUCCAUUCAACUAUGUACAAGCCUUACGCAGUGACAUGCAAGAGACGACAAGCCAAUGGUCUGGUGCUUUUGAUUCAAAGUUAUUAAAAUCCAUGUCAAAAACUGAACGACAAAGACAGAAUCAUAUCUACGAGUUAAUCAACACUGAACAAGAUUAUAUGAACGAUCUCAGUUUGACACUAGAGGUGUUCUACAACCCAAUGGCAGAUGCUCAUAUUCUUACAGAUCAAGAACUUCACACUGUGUUCAUCAAUUGGAAAGAAUUAAUCAUGUGCAACAUGAAGUUUCUAAAAGCUAUGCUUGUGCGAAAGAAAAUGUCUCAAACAGACAAGAUUGAAGGGAUUGGGGACAUCUUAGUUGAGCAGUUGCCACAUUUUAGUCCAUAUAUUCGCUUCUGCAGUUGCAUGUUGAAUGCAUGUCGACUUUUGCAAGACAAAGUUGAGAAAGAUGCAGAAUUCAAACAGUUUGAAAAGAGAUGUGCAGGAGAUUCGCGUUUGAAACAAAAUUUAUCGCUCAGUAGCUACCUGUUGAAACCUUUGCAAAGAAUCACAAAGUAUCCUCUAGUAAUUACAAACAUUCUCAAGUAUACACCUGAAGAUUAUUUUGAUCGAGAAAACCUUUUGUUGGCAUUGGAAAAAUCUGAAGACUUAUGUUCACAAGUUAACGAGGGAGUCAGAUCACAAGAAAGUUCAAAUCGUUUAGAAUGGUUACAAGAGAGAGUUAAUCUUGAAGGACUGGAGGAGAAACUAGUCUUUAAUUCACAGACGAAUUGCUUAGGUCAGCGUAAAUAUUUAUACCAUGGUACACUUCACAAGCACAAAAGUAAUAAAGAAUUGAAAGCAUUUUUAUUCAACGAUUUUUUGCUCUUAUGUCGAGAACACAGCGGUGGUCAUCUGCAUUCGAAAGCCAUUUUUCAUCCUGACAGUGACAUGAAGCUUACGAUAUAUAAAAAGCCAAUAUUUCUAAACGAGGUGAUAGUUAAGAAUCCUUCAGAUCCCGAAGUGAACGACACAUUAUUUCAUUUAUCACACAUUGAUAGAGUAUAUUUCUUUCGAGCUGAUACCAAAACUGAGAGAAACACGUGGGUAUCCAUGAUACAAAAAGCAUCCCAACUCUUCAUUGAAACUGAGCGAGACAAACGUAAUCGGGCAACUCGAGCACGGUCUCUUGGUGAAGCUGAAGUAGGGCGGUUAGUGGUUACAAUCAUAGAAGGCGCAGAUCUUCAAGCAUCCGAUCCACGUGGCACUAGUGAUCCGUAUUGCGAAGUCAGCAUGGGUUCUCAAGAGCACAGAACGAAAGUUAUUCCCAAAGAUUUGAAUCCAAAGUGGAAUUCCACCAUGGUAUUUAACGUGAAAGAUUUGGAUAAAGAUGUUCUGUGUAUUUCUGUUUUUGACCGAGAUUUCUUUUCUCCAAAUGAUUUCCUUGGUCGCACUGAAGUUAGCAUAUCUUCAUUACUUACUGAAGGUAAAGGCGCAAUAACUAAGCGUUUAUUAUUGCACGAAGUGGCCACGGGUGAAAUUGUUGUUAUGUUAGAACUUCAAAAUGUUAAACUGCUGUAGUAACUCGUGUAUAUUUAGAAUUAAAUAAAGCUUCCAUUACACUUGGAUUUAAGUCUGCAUCUACAACUCGUGUAUAUUUAGAAUUAAAUAAAGCUUUCUUUACACUCGGAUUUAAGUCCGCAUCUACAACUCGUGUAUUUAAAUAAAGCUUUCUUUACACUCGGAUUUAAGUCUGCAUCUAAUCUUGAUUUUUUUCCAGAAAAGUUAGUUUAUAGUAUAUAUUAAAAAAUAUUUUUAUUAAUUUUUAAUUUCUUUUCUGAUUUUCGAAAUAAUAAUUUUCGUGUUUUGAAAGAUAUAUCAGUAUAGUAUGACUUAGCGAGGUAUACUAGUUAUUAGAGUAUACAGAUUUUUUGUACGGAAAUAUUUAGAUAUCACCUGAGCUAACAAUCCACUUGAUUUAGCUUUUAAAUUUCACACAACACUUUUUCCAUUAUUCAAACACAAUGAAUUGAAAAAAAGGGAAUGUCAAUUUUCCUUUUGUGAGAGGUUUUUGUGAUGAUAAAAAGACACAUUUAUUGUGUUGAUGUCAGCUUUACUUAAAAAACAUAUCAAGCUCAUAGAGAAAAUGUCUCUUUAAAACUUAAGUCAUCAGUUAAACAUUUGCUGAAUUCUGCUAUUAUAUAUAAUUAGGCGUUAACCCCUGGAAAAAACCCACGUAAAUUCGACCGCCGCUACUUGUAGCUGCCAUAUUUGACUCACAGUCGGAAGGUCGGGUAUUUUUAUAGAGAUUUCCAAAAUAAUAAUGAUUACAACAAUUUAUUUAUUAUUUUUUUUUUUGCCUUAACACCUUUUUCCACUUUAGCUUCAUAGUAACUUCAUAUAUACUAAUUCUGGUCGACUUCCAAAUUUGCGAUACUAAGCAAUACGAUUUCAAUGUUAUUUUUAAUAUAAAUCAGUAACCAUUGUUUUAAUAAUCUGUAGUAUUUUUCAUGUUGCACAAACAAGUCUUAGUGGUUAGCUACAUUUCAGGACUCAACAGCAACAGUAUUUCUGGUUCAACUUUUUUAUGAUUCUCAACUUAUUUCAUGUAGAAUUAUGUCAGACUUAUUUUUUCUGUACUCUACGGCGCGCCGAAAGGAACUUCAUUACUACCGUCUUCAUUAUCAUCCCAUCUUGCUAUUAUAAUUACUAUCGCCAACGUCGCUGUAAUUCUAUUUUCCGAUUAUAAAACUUUUUUGCGCGCCAUAGUACUGUUAUGAUGCGCGAUAGUUCUGUUAAGUCAUAUUUUUACUGGAAACUUAUAAAAGGUAUGGUGUUGUAGCAAUUUUUCUGAUUAAUUUUCAAACUGUAUAUUAUAUGACUUAAAAUACUUUAUUUUGAAUCUGAUUUCUAUUAUUUAUAAUUAUUACUUUUCCUUAAAUUUAGCGGUAUGUACAUUUUAUGAGAAAAAGGCAUAUAUCACUGAAAAGAGAAAGCACGACUCCUUUCUUUAUUUCCA